This is a messenger RNA of Gadus morhua (Atlantic cod), 2490 nucleotides long. RefSeq names its product zinc finger protein 771. Gene Ontology annotation, biological process: regulation of DNA-templated transcription. Bases 59 to 1822 code for a protein of 587 amino acids. The transcript is spliced from 4 exons. The record is from RefSeq and is a predicted model, not a curated record. NCBI's taxonomy places the organism in Eukaryota, Metazoa, Chordata, Actinopteri, Gadiformes, Gadidae. Gene Ontology annotation, molecular function: DNA-binding transcription factor activity, RNA polymerase II-specific; RNA polymerase II cis-regulatory region sequence-specific DNA binding. Gene Ontology annotation, cellular component: nucleus.
AUUAUUCCACAAGGCUAUCAAGACCUAUUGCUAAAGCUAGCGAGCUUGUCUUGCAAGAAUGGCAGAGAAAGUGCAGCCAAAAUGUCCAGGUACAGCUAUACCUACAACAGCUUGCACUGCAAUUCAAAGCAAAAAGAGAAAGACACUAUUUGAACAGGCUACGAACAAAAAGAGGUUGGAUAAAUCAAGAAGUGAAACCAGAGUAAACAUUGGUAUGGCUUUUAAACGAUGGCGAGAACUGAGAGAGUUGAAGUGCCUGAAAAGUGACCCCAUGGUGGCUGUAUAUUUGUUGGACAGUUAUGAUAAAUGGUGUUCAGUGGUUUCCAACAUUCAAGAGGGAUCGGUCUCAGAUUGCUGUAGGUUGGAGAAGGCUGGAGAUCGUCACAGGACAGGUGGCUCAGAGAUCAACCCGACAACCAACAUGUCUUAUGAGGAGGGCUGCACCGGAAUAACCUUUGAUAUAUCAGAGAUUACCUUUGCUGCUGAUGAAGACAGCGAUUGUUCAAAUCAAGAAGCGGUUGGAGAGGAAGAAGAGGAUGAGGAAACAGAAGAAACGGAGGGAGCAGAGGACGAGUUUGAUGACUCGGACCAGGAAUGGGGAAAGUGUAACCUCUCCGAAUCCGAGUUCUCUGAUUCUGACCAAUUGGAAAAAGAUGGCUCUUAUGAGAACAAAUGUCUUUCUGAAGUCCGUAAAAAGGUCCGGGAACUUUGUCCAGAUUGCGGUGCGUUUUUCACUGUGGGCAAGCCUCACACAUGCGAGUACAAAAUCAAGCCAAUUCUCUGCAAUGUUUGUGGUAAGAGGCUCAAGGAUGAUGCAGCCCUGAAAAGUCAUAGCAGAAUCCACACCGAAGACUACCGGCACUUCUGCAAGUUCUGUAUGGAACCCUUUAAAACGAGAAUCGAUAAACUGACCCAUCAGAGGGCCCACGUCCUUAAUCAAAAGCCCUAUAAAUGCCCCGACUGUGCAAUGACGUUUUCCAAGCUCCGGGCGCGAAAUUUCCAUUUGAAAGAACACCGGGGUCCCAACAGUGUUUCAUGUCCACAUUGUGCUUUGGUCUUCCCGGCUCCCCAUUGCUUAAAGAGACACAUGCUGGUGCACACUGGAGAGAGGCAGUUUGUGUGCGAGUUCUGCAGUCGAUCAUUCAACCAACAUGGCCACCUUAAAUCCCACCUGCGACUGCACACUGGGGAGAAGCCCUACCAGUGCCAGCACUGUGACAAGAGCUUCAAUCACAACGUCAGCCUGAAAAGUCACAUUAUGCGGUACCAUAAUGCAACUUUCGACUCAGGGACCAUUGAACACGCAAAGGAGACGACGGAGAAGAUAGAACUAACCGCACCCAAGAUAGAUGAGAUGAAUGACGAGAUGAGCACAGAGGAUACGGGCGAGGUUGUUAUAGAUGAAGACCCCACACACGAGGAAGAACCAAAGAAGCAGAUCAAGAAGACUUAUCAUAGGUCGACUGGUAGACCAAAAGGAAGGCCCAAAAGAAAUGCAGCAACAGAGGAGUUCAGCUUGAUUUCCGCUGUGCAAGGAAAUGACCUGGACAUAAUCACAGCAGCUGAGCCAUCAGAGGAGUGCCCAUUAAAGCUGGCAUCUUCCAAAGAUACUGAAAGUGAUUGGAGUGACAGAGAUCAAACCUCUGAACAUACAGAGGAGGACGAGGCAGAGGAAAUCAAGGGGAGAAAGCGGAAAGCCAGACAGACAGACAGUGACUCAGAAUUUGACCCUUCAGAGGCAAAGCAGAGACGGAAAAGCUUGCAAAAGCCAGGAAAUGUUAGAGGCCGUAGAGGAAGGCCGAGGAAUAGUAGAUUGGUCUGAAAAUCGUUACUGUUCCAAUAAUUUGCCAGAACUGAUUGGGGGUAGCAACAACAAAGUUAAAGAUGAUACCUAGGAAGUAUAACGCUAGGAGGUAUAUUUGAUGCGUGUGUUUUGGUUUUAAAACCUAAGAAAUGAUUAUAUUGAAAAUGCUACAAAAUGAAUACUGUGGGGCUUGUGGUGACUUUUGGUGGUGCUAUCUUUCAUGUGAUGUCAGUACAAACUUGACUUUGUGUAAUUGUUACCCAUUCUUCACUCACUAGAAACCCUUGAAUAAACGUCCUUAUUUUGAGGUUCUACCAUCGUAGUUGAAACAAGCAAAAAGUACAAUUGUUACAAAGUAAAUACUAUGGUGAAUUGGUUCUGGUUUUGUCGCUACCCCCAGCUGGUCACCAACAAUAACUUUCAUAAUACAAAAAGCUGACUGUAGUUAUUUGGGAAUAGUGGUGAUGAAAAAUUCUUAAAAUGUAUUCUUUAGUUAUUUAUCUUUUUUUUAUUUUUUCAAAUCAAGCAUAUUUUCUGAGAAAUUAUAAAUGUUCCCGUCCAUUUUCUAGCCGCUUGUUGCCUAAUAUAAUUUUCUGUUCAUAUAAGCAAAUAAUGUUUUUGCUAUGCACAUUAUGCAAUUAUUAACAUCUUAAUCAGCUGAAAUAAAUAGUUUAUUCCCAGCUUGA